AUGUCAUUCUCUUACUGCAAGGAGUACGGCAAGGACAAGGUGAUCUUUGUGACAAAGGAGGACCAUGCCACGCCCAGCACCAUCGAGCUGCCGCCGCCGGAAAAGCCGGAGGGCGUGAUCACCAAGGACGGCAAGAUCAACUGGAGUUGUCCCUGUCUCGGCGGCAUGGCCACCGGUCCGUGUGGCGUCGAUUUCCGUGAGGCCUUCUCCUGCUUCCAGAACAGCACCGCCGAUCCUAAGGGAUCUGAUUGCUACGAUGCCUUCACCAAGAUGCGGGACUGCUUCCAGAAGUACCCCACCGUGUACAACAAAUCUGGCGGCGAUGACGACGACGAUGAUGGUUUGAGCGAGGCCUUGGACACGGAUGCCGGUUCAGUUGGUGGCCAGAACGCAGAUCCGCUGGCGGAUGUGGGCAACAACGGAGGCGGCGAUGAGCUGGUGGCCCCCAAUAGCAGUUCAGUGGUGCCCAAGGCUUAG
This is a messenger RNA of Drosophila simulans, 477 nucleotides long. RefSeq names its product mitochondrial intermembrane space import and assembly protein 40-B. NCBI's taxonomy places the organism in Eukaryota, Metazoa, Arthropoda, Insecta, Diptera, Drosophilidae. Gene Ontology annotation, molecular function: protein-disulfide reductase activity. The transcript has a single exon. Gene Ontology annotation, cellular component: mitochondrial intermembrane space. The record is from RefSeq and is a predicted model, not a curated record. The coding region runs from base 1 to 477 and encodes 158 amino acids. Gene Ontology annotation, biological process: protein import into mitochondrial intermembrane space.